AUGGCCCUCAGCUUCAGAACAAGCCGCCAUGCCUCCAAAUUAGUCCAGGCGUCGCGCCCCUUGUUAUCGGCCCGACGCUAUGCGACCGCGGAGCCGGACCUGAAGACCACUCUGAAAGAAAUUAUCCCCGCCAAGCGGGAACUUCUCAAGCAGGUCAAGGCCCAGAGCGAUGAUGUUAUUGGAGAAGUCAAGGUGGGCAAUGUCAUUGGUGGCAUGCGCGGCCUCAAGGCCAUGCUGUGGGAAGGCUCCGUUCUCGACGCCGACGAGGGUAUCCGCUUCCACGGAAAGACAAUCAAGGACUGUCAGAACGAGCUUCCCAAGGGCACAACAGGAACAGAGAUGCUCCCCGAAGCCAUGUUCUGGCUGCUCCUGACAGGCCAGGUCCCCUCGACCUCUCAAGUGCGCGCGUUCUCCAAGGAGCUCGCAGAGAAGUCACACUUGCCUCCUCACAUAUUGGACUUGAUCAAGUCUUUCCCCAAGUCCAUGCACCCCAUGACUCAGUUGUCUAUUGCGGUCGCCGCACUCAACACCGAGUCCCAAUUUGCCCAGGCUUACGAGAAGGGUCUUAACAAGGCAGACUACUGGGAGCCUACUUUCGACGACAGUAUCUCGCUACUCGCGAAGAUUCCCCGUGUCGCGGCUCUGGUCUUCCGUCCCGAUGAGAUUGAUCUCGUUGGAAACCAGAAGCUUGAUGUGGCUCAGGAUUGGUCAUACAACUUUGCUGAGUUGCUGGGCAAGGGCGGCAAGGAGCACGAGGACUUCCACGACUUGCUCCGUCUGUACCUCGCUCUGCACGGUGACCACGAGGGUGGUAACGUCUCUGCUCACGCAACACACUUGGUUGGAAGUGCUCUGAGCGAUCCCUUCCUUAGCUACAGUGCUGGUUUGCUGGGUCUUGCCGGUCCGCUGCACGGACUAGCAGCCCAGGAGGUCCUGCGCUGGAUUCUGGCGAUGCAGGAGAAGAUUGGCACUAAAUUCACCGAUGAGGAUGUUCGUAACUACCUCUGGACCACUCUCAAGUCCGGUCGUGUCGUUCCCGGCUAUGGGCAUGGUGUUCUCCGCAAGCCCGACCCCCGUUUCCAGGCACUGAUGGACUUUGCCGAUACCCGCCCCGAUGUCCUUGCCAACCCGGUGUUCCAAUUGGUCAAGAAGAACUCUGAGAUCGCACCCAGUGUACUGACUGAGCAUGGCAAGACCAAGAACCCCCAUCCCAACGUGGAUGCCGCCUCCGGUGUUCUCUUCCACCACUACGGCUUCCAGCAACCCCUAUACUACACCGUGACCUUUGGUGUGAGUCGUGCUCUGGGACCUCUUGUCCAACUUAUUUGGGACCGUGCCUUGGGUAUGCCCAUUGAGCGCCCUAAGAGCAUCAACCUUUUGGGUCUCUUGAAAAAAUAA
Penicillium pulvis is the source of this 1398-nucleotide messenger RNA. RefSeq names its product putative citrate synthase Cit1 (gene mcsA). Lineage: Eukaryota; Fungi; Ascomycota; Eurotiomycetes; Eurotiales; Aspergillaceae. The record is from RefSeq and is a predicted model, not a curated record. Bases 1 to 1398 code for a protein of 465 amino acids. The transcript is spliced from 3 exons. Gene Ontology annotation, cellular component: mitochondrial matrix. Gene Ontology annotation, biological process: carbohydrate metabolic process; tricarboxylic acid cycle. Gene Ontology annotation, molecular function: 2-methylcitrate synthase activity.